AAAAUCAAAGUUACGAGGGCCCUGAAAGGCAACACCAGCUGAGUUUGAGGCUGGGAGAUGAUGUGCUACGGCUGCUACUGACGAUAAACACACACACCCCCUGCGGACUGACGGAGGAAGGAGGAUGUAGGCUUCUAAACCACAAUACACUCCGUUAGAAAGGUGCAUAACGGCGUUCUUAAGGUAAAGUCUGUCAUGAGUUUAAAGACCAGCGACUCUGUAAACUCAAAAACAUUUGUUAGCGUAAUACAUUUGAACAUGCUAGCGUCAGUGUUAGCUCUUUUUCACAGCAGCUAGCACCUGUGUGGGCUACAAGUCCUGUACACUGAGGCUCGGUGAAGGCAGUGCCAGCUCGAAUUUGUCAAUAACCCAUGGUCAAUGGCUUUUUAACUUGCUGUUGAAUAGUGUUAGAGCCUGUUUAGUGCGAAAUGUCGAAAGAUGUAAUAUUGCAGACCACCGGCGUUUGUCCAUUCAGUUAGCUACUUAAGCUAGAAAUGCUCACAACACCGCUUCAGCAUAGGGUUACCCUGCCUGAGUUGUAUUGCUGCACGCUGUGGUACUAUUGUGGCCUGCCUUGCACACUCACUCGUAGUACCGGUGCAUUAUGAGUGAUCACUAUGUAAAAGUCAAGGUGCAACUUGAGCAAAUGAAAACACUGGGCGGGAAUGGAGGAAAGGAUGGUAAUGGGGAGGAUGCUGAGGAGCAGCAGCUGGCUGUGUCGUCGUCUUCCCCUGCUUCAGUUUCACCAGACCCAUCCAGCACCACCAUAUUUGACAAAGAUGAACCCGGGGACUCCAUCACUUCCAAACACAAAGGCAAAGUUCAUAGUAGACAGGGGAAAGAUGACAAAAACUCUUCCAAUAAACCCCCCGACCUGUCAUCACAUGGACCUGUGUCUGUGAAGAACCAGAACAGACUGGAGCAUGGACGGACCCUUCACAUCAGAGGAACCGGGAAGAUACUGCAGGCCAAGUCCCAGACUAAUAGGGACUAUGUGACCAUCUGUGAUGAUGGAUUCAAAGUGACGAGAAAGAGAAGACCAGUGACAGUGGAUACAUCCAAAGCCAAAACCUCUUUGGAGGCCCUGAAGAUCAGCAUUAAACUGUUGAAGUGGAAAGAGUUCCCUCUGGGGAGAAGAGCGCCCUGUGACAUUUACUGGCACGGUGUCUCCUUCCACGAUAGUGAAAACAUUGUCUCAGGACAGGUGAACAAGUUCCCAGGAAUGAUCGAAAUGCUGAGGAAAAUCAAUCUUAGUCGUGCAAUGAGGACAGUGCAGGAGUUGUUCCCUGAGGAAUAUGACUUCUAUCCACGCUCUUGGAUCCUGCCUGAGGAGUACCAGCAGUUCUCCACUCAGAGUCGCAUGACAAAGGAGAAAGAUCCCUCUGCGAAUCACACCUUUAUUGUGAAGCCUGAUGGUGGUUCUCAAGGGGGCAGGGCGGGUCCGCAGGCCAAACAAGGUGUAGUCCAGGAGUACAUCCAGAAACCAUUACUCAUAGACAAGCUGAAGUUUGACAUCCGCCUCUACGUCCUCAUCAAAUCACUGGAGCCAUUGGAGAUCUACAUUGCCAAGGAAGGUCUCACACGGUUUUGCACAGAGCCUUACCAGGAGCCAAGCCAGAAGAAUCUCAGCCACGUCUUUAUGCACCUGACAAAUUACUCCCUCAAUGUCCACAGUGGGAACUUCAUCCACUCAGACAGCCAAAACACAGGGAGUAAGCGCACACUCUCCAGCGUCCUCUACAGGCUGGCAGUCAAAGGAGUGGACAUCAAAAAGGUGUGGUCGGACAUCAUCGCCCUCGUCAUCAAAACCGUCAUUGCCGUGAUGCCUGAACUUAAAGUCUAUUACCAGGCGGAAAUUCCACCUGGUAAACCAGGACCCACUUGUUUCCAGAUAUUAGGAUUUGACAUCCUGCUGAUGAAGAACCUGAAGCCAAUUUUGCUGGAGGUGAACUCCAGCCCCAGUAUGAGAAUUGAACAUGAAAAAGAGAUUACACCAGGGGUGUUUGAAUAUGUGCCCAGUCCGGUGGACGAAGAGGUGAAGGUUGGUGUGAUCAGGGACACUCUGAGACUGAUGGAUCCCAGCCGCAAGAAACAAUCCCAAACAAAAGCAGGGGGCUGUGAACAGAAGGAGGAGAUUCCCAAAGAGGGGGAGAAACUUGAGAGGAGUUUGGAUGAAGGCACUCUGCCCUCACUGUGUCUGAAGCAGGUUUACCCCAAAUACAGCAAACAGUUCAACUACCUCCGGCUGCUGGAGCGGAUCGCCUCUCUGUUCCUUCGAUUCCUGGGAGUCAAGGGCAACAUGCGCCUGGGCCCCACUGCCUUUCGCAUGUUUAUCAGGACGUGUAAACUCAGCAGCAGUUACUUCACCAUGGCUUCAGUGGACAUCCUGUACAUCGACAUUACACGCCGCUGGUCAGGGAUGACGCCUGACUCCAGAGAAGCAGGGAUGGGACUCCAGGCGUUUGUCAAAGCCUUUUUCCACCUGGCAGCUCGCCGGUUUAAGUCCCUGGUGCUGAAGGAGCAGGUAGUGUCACUGCUGGCUCUGUGCGAGGCUCAGCUGGAAUCUCAGUCUGCCGUUGAAGACAGACGCUCGGUGAGCUGCAGCAGAGCUCUUCCUCGCACGGUAAAGACGCAGACGCUGGGCCUCACCAACACUCAGCUCGGCUCCCCCGCUCCCCUUCGACGUGCUUCCAGUCAGGAAUACCGUCUGCAUCACAAACUCAAGCCACGCUCGCUCAGGGCCAACGUGGAGAACUGAUGAGACUCAGCUCAUCAUCAAACUCUCUCUCAUACACACACACACACACACACACUGCCUUUGGCCUUCUAAAUGGGAGCAGGAAAAUUAGGUGUCCAUCCCAUGUCAGCCGCUCCCUCAAGGGUGAAAUGAUGGGAGCUGAGAAAACAGCUCACGUGGCCCCUGCUGGCUGAUGUUCAGAACUCUUUCAAAGCCUGAUUGCUUUUUUUUCUCCAGAGGAACUUGUCUGCAGGAGUUGUUGUUGCUUUGGGAGCAGAGGGAUGAGAGUAAGACGUUGGUCAUAGACGAGCAGUGCGGUCAAGUCAGGACGAUGAUGUGGCUGCUCUACACCACCUCAGCCGUUCUACAGGGCAGCUAUCAGCUUCACCUUUGUGUGACUCUAGGACAGGUAGGAUUGACCUCACAUUCUCACUGUUCUACAGUUACACUGGUUGGCCUCAGUUAGUGUGAGUUGUUUUAUUUCUCAUGUGAACAUUUACGCAAACCAUUAUAUUUGCACUGAAACAGAUGUGAUUGUGACCGAGUAUAUGUGUGGGAGUAGUGUGUGUGUGUGUGUGUGUUAGGCUGUAUUUAUUUGUGUAAAAGCCAUUUUAUAGCCAAGAGCUCAGCUGUGAAUCUCAACUCCAUGAGCCCAUUAGGGAUGACUUAAGUAAAUAAGUAUUUAGAGGGAAAAAAAGGCCGAUGUCACCACUUAUCCUCUUCAGGCUGUGCAGAUAAGAUCCCUACAGGGUGACAACCUUGUCCUCACACAGCUAUAUAAAUGUAUGUAUGUACAAAUAUAUAUACAUAAUUAAAUAUGUAUCUAUGUAUGUGUAUACAUAUAUUUAUAUAUAUUUGUAUAUAUAUGUAUGUACAGAUGUAUAUACACACACAUACUGAAAUAUUCAUUGCAUUAUGAAAACUAAUCCAAUAUGUGAGGAAUGAAGUCACUGCAAAAAAUAAAACUCUGCUGUUUAAGCCAAAGCCACUGGUGGUGAUGUGGAUUUUUUGUUUUCUUUUUUUUUUUAAUUUUUUUGAUAGAAAGUUUUUUAAGCACAAUGAAGCAAGGUUAAAAUUCAGAGCAGAAGAAACGAAGCCUGCUGUGCUACUGCAAACGUUGCGUGAUUUCUCCUCUGAUGAAUUGGAAAAGUUUUGUCAUUAAAUUAUGGAGAUUGAUGUAAUGUCAGUGUCAGGUAGAUUCUGGAUGUGUACACUAGUGUAUAACUUGAAGCAGUACCACCGUAAAUCGUGGGGGCAGUGUUGUGCAGUAUUGUGUAAGAAUCUAACGUUGUACCGUUAGAUACUGUUUGUCUAGUUGUUGUUUAUGUCGCGUGUGGGGGCAGUGACAUUUUAGCGACAGAUUUGGUUUUAGGCUUUAAUCUAAUACUAAAUCCUGGUCUAAUCACCCGUUGACUCAGUGUGCACCUGCGGAAUAGUAAUAUUUUCCAAACCAUGUCCACACAAAUACACGUACACACACACACUUGUCAAAAAAGGACACAGAAGGACAAGAGUAUAAAAUAGCUAAAUAAAACUUUAAUAGGUCUAGUUGCGAAUGUACAUAAAUUGCACAGCCACAUUUUUUUAACACAAAUUUCUCUGUACAUUAUUGUUUUUGUCACUGUUGUUAAAGGAAGCGGAAACCAGCAAAUACUUUAUACUUUGAACAUACUUACAAAAGUACUUUCUACAAGAUAAUAGAAAACAUACAACAUCUCUUACUUUAUUUAUAGCUUUAUACUUUUGAUAGAUAUUUGUAGCUGUA
Molecule: messenger RNA, 4502 nt
Organism: Cynoglossus semilaevis (tongue sole)
Lineage: Eukaryota; Metazoa; Chordata; Actinopteri; Pleuronectiformes; Cynoglossidae
Gene: ttll11
Product: tubulin tyrosine ligase-like family, member 11
Exons: 10
Coding region: 605-2758 (717 amino acids)
Biological process (GO): microtubule cytoskeleton organization; protein polyglutamylation
Cellular component (GO): ciliary basal body
Molecular function (GO): tubulin binding; tubulin-glutamic acid ligase activity
Source: RefSeq, a predicted model, not a curated record